AUGGCUGCAGCCUCUACGACAUAUGUUGGUCUCGAUGAGAUCCCCCGUACAAUUCGAUCGGAGCUUCUCAAGUACGACGACAGCAAGAACGAUGGUACCGAAGAAUAUCGCUAUACUGAUCUUCCACCCACGAAGAAGAGAAUUCGCCUACUUCGCUUGUAUCCCGGAGUCCUUAGGAGCCCGCAGGUUUUGUGCGAGAUGUUCGAAGCCGAGUUUGUGGAAGGUGAAGACCUCCCCAGGAUCGCGAGUCCUAUCGACAGUGAAACAUUGACCAAAACUGUUUCAUACGAGGCCCUUUCCUGGCGAUGGGGCGAUGAGGACAAUAGCGAGUAUACCAUCAUGAUCCGCGACGGUGAUACAAUGUAUCGGAAGAGAGUGUCGCAGACCCUGGGUUUGGCCUUGAAAUAUCUCAGAGGAGGGAAAGACCGCAUUCUGUGGAUCGAUGCUAUCUGCAUCAAUCAGAAGAACAAAGAAGAGCGAAGUUACCAAGUAUCGAUGAUGUCUUUGGUGUAUACCCGAGCCGAACAAGUCUGCGUAUGGCUCGGCGAAGACGACGAGAACAGUCGGAAAGCUAUACAGUUCAUCCGCGAAGACAUUGGCCAUCUGAAAAACUUCGACCAGCUCUGUACAGAGGAUGUACAUGCGCCCAAGUGGCGGGCUUUCAUUGGCCUCAUGCAACGCGACUGGUUUUCUCGCCGCUGGGUCGUGCAAGAGAUUGCGCUCGCUCCUGUAGCCAGUGUUUAUUGUGGACCCGAUGAACUAGAGUGGCGAGAAUUAGCAAUCGCCGUCGAGUUGUUCGUUGAGGUCGAGACUGCUACCCAUCGACUUUCUGAGCUUCUGAGAAGAGACGCCAAGUCGCGUUUGGUGCCGAGUUGGUUCGAACAUAUUUCUGAGCUGGGUGCCAGUCUCCUUGUCAAUGCCACCGCGCGUAUCUUCAGGGAAUAUCAACGCAGCGACGAGACCGUAAAAGCCCCAGAACGCCGGAGUCUACUCAGUCUGGAGUUCUUGGUUACGAGCCUGUCAAUCUUUGAUUGUGGUCGACCACACGACUCUGUUUACGCCUUGAUCGCCAUAGCAAGAGAUGCAUCUCCAAAUCCGCCGACCUCCACAAAGCAGAAGAGACACCAGGUACUUAUCGCUCAGGUAUUCGGUGAUCAAUUGGAGCAGAAGCCUUACCUGCUUGAUUACAACAGUCCUUACCCAGACGAUUUGAUGUUAGGCCAUCCAGACGAGGCAACCUUAAACGAGAACAAAAUACCCCUUCCAAAGGAAUUUGCGGACGAGCAGAACAACGCUGGAGCAUCUGGAGACGAAGGCAAACCCAACAGUCGUUCCACGUUGGAGAAUGACGCCUGGGCACCCGCAUGGGAAAAGUACAAAGCCGGCCGACGGCCCCAAGACGGCAGCUCAAUGCCACUCGAUACGGUAAUAGUCCGGCCGAAGACGCACACAGACAAGAGAAACAUGGACCAAUAUUUCCAACAAUGUGGAUACUUAACCAACGAUGCAGCGGUAGAUGACUUCGUUUCGUUAGCGUUCCCAAAGACUUACCCUAAGUCGCCCGUAUCGUCAUGUCAGAGCACAGCGCCAAGACACAACAAUCAUAAUGAUGCGGAAACGGACAAGUUGGAAGAAUACAAAAUAGCCAUCGGCACUCUGAGUGAAGAUCCUAAGCUAACAGAUAUUCUUCGUGUCAAAGCAAAGCUUGCGGCCUACGAAAUUGAGAAGGCUGAUCGAGAGAAGGGAAAUAAAAAGCCUGUAGCGGGUUCGAGAUCACCCAAACCCACGGCCAAGGUCGAAAUUCCGAAGCAUUCACGCAUACAAGAGCUAGGGCUACCGUCCUGGGUGGCUCGAAUUGAUGGCGCACCGUUCGACAUAUUCCCGCAUCCGGGUAUGGACAUGAUGAAGAUGGGGCGGAGAAACGCAGAUCCCUUAGUGGGGACCCCACAAGACGGCCAUCGAAACUACAGUGCAGGGCAGACAAAGGUUGUCGACCUGAAGACGUUGCAAUUCAAAAGACGGGCGCACCUUGGGCACCAUAGUCUCUAUUUGAAAGGUUUCUGCUUCGAUCGAGUGGCCAAGGUUGCGCAGGUAUCACAAGCUGGUGCAAUACCUGCAUCCUGGCUGGACCUUGCUGGAUGGGGCGAGGCACGUCGACCUACUGGAAUGCACGGCGACCUUAAUGACCCGCCUACUGCUUUCUGGCGUACUCUGGUGGCAGACCGAGGUGGGAAUGAUCGCAACCCACCAUACUAUUAUGCACGUGCUUGCAAAGAGACUAUACUCAAGGGUGGCAUUCGAAGCAACGCAGUAGACACUACAGCGCUGAUCUAUAACGAGCGCAACUCGAUCAUUGCCGAGUUUUGUCGUCGCGUGCAGGCAGUUAUCUGGAACCGCGCAUUAAUCAGGACGGCAAAAGGCGCACUUGGCCUAGUAUCAGAGCAAGUCAAGGAAGGCGAUCUUAUCUGCAUCGUCUACGGCUGCACUGUACCCGUCAUUUUGCGGCGAGAGACUGCCAACUUCAAGACCAAGAACGAAUGCGAUAAUGAGAGACUUGAGGAUGGCAUUGAAACCAUGAAGCAUCUCAUGAUCAAGGUCGAGAGGUACCGAGAUCGCGCAUAUCAAUACAGUAAACGACCCGAAGAAGAAAAGAAAGAGGUGAAAGACUACACUCGCAAGCACAACAAGAAGCAUGCGCAGACAAAUAGUGCCAACAAGAUCAAAGAAGACAACGAGAUCAUUGACGAAAGAGAGAAGUUGCUGGGCUCCAGAGAUUCGCAGAGUGAUAUUGAAGAAGAAGACUCCAUGUCUGACGUUGAGGAAGAGGGCAAAUCCGCUCGACAAGGUAAACACGACAAAGAUCUUGCGCGGCAGAUCAAGCGUCAGCGAAAAGCGAAGAUCCGCGACCCGCUCCGGCACUAUCGAUUCUUGGACCAGGCAUAUAUUCAUGGCAUGAUGGAUGGGGAAGCCGUGCGUCAGAAAUUCUACACUGGCAAGCCCGAUCAUAUCUUUGAGAUCCGAUGA
Molecule: messenger RNA, 3024 nt
Organism: Parastagonospora nodorum SN15
Lineage: Eukaryota; Fungi; Ascomycota; Dothideomycetes; Pleosporales; Phaeosphaeriaceae
Exons: 3
Coding region: 1-3024 (1007 amino acids)
Source: RefSeq, a predicted model, not a curated record